Tilletiopsis washingtonensis is the source of this 2418-nucleotide messenger RNA. RefSeq lists its product as hypothetical. Gene Ontology annotation, molecular function: transcription coregulator activity. The transcript is spliced from 2 exons. Gene Ontology annotation, cellular component: nucleus; Z disc. Bases 85 to 2277 code for a protein of 730 amino acids. The record is from RefSeq and is a predicted model, not a curated record. Lineage: Eukaryota; Fungi; Basidiomycota; Exobasidiomycetes; Entylomatales.
CCUGCCUCCCGCCUCUCAUCGUCGACCGGCGUGGCACACUGCCAUCCGCUUCGCUGCACCUUGUCCCAUCCGCACACGGCGGCCAUGACGGCGCAGUCGGCGCGCGCCGAUCCCUGGACGCGGCGCUACGUCUCCGGCCAGCUCUCGCCCACCACGCUCUCGUCGGCGUCGCCGGCGACCACGACGGCGUUCAAGUUCCCCACCUCGUCGCUCAACCUGCCCUCGUCGAUCUCGCGCGACCUGCGCUCCGCCUCGCCGACGCGCCCGCGCCCGCGCAUUCCCUCCGACGCCUCGGCGCCCGUCGUGCCCAGCGCCGGCGGCGGCCUGCAGAAGGUCGUCGGCACGCUCCUCUCGCCCGACGCGCAGCUCAAGGCGUGGGCGUGUGCCGGCUGCAGCGCGCAGUUCGCGCGCGAUGCUACGCUGUACCCAGGCCCGCCGCUGCCCGGCGCGGCAUCUACCGCCGCACCAGCAGCUGCGGCUGCACCAGCGGCAGUGGCAUACUACUGCCGCCCGUGCUACGCCACGCACUUCUCCCUCGGCACCUGUUUCGGCUGCACACGCCCCGUGCUCGGCCUGACGAAAGAGGAGGGCAAGCUGGUGCGUGCCGGCGAGGCCGUCUGGCACGGCCGCUGCUGGGUGUGCCCAUGCGGGCGGGCCGAGGAUGUGCUGCGCGGCAUGGACGGCAUGCCUGUGUGCGAAGCAUGCUUCGACACACCCAGGCCACGCGGCCGGCCCGCAGCGCUGGACACACGCGGGGCCCGAGCGGCAUCGCCGAACAAGGCGCUGCCCGCCGCUGCCACCCCUAUGGAGGUCAGACGCAUGUCCGGCGCCAGCGCAUCCACGCGCGCUGGCAUGGGCGCUACGAUCGAAGCGCUGUCAAAGCGCUUCAGCACCUCUGCCGCCGGUGCUGCGCCGUCGUCGGCUGCGGCGCCUUUUGCGCGCACCGUCUCGCGCCCGCUGUCUACGCGCAUCCCCUCGUCCUCGAGCUCCGGCUUUGGCCCACCGCUGCCGCGCUCCAAUUCAUCGACCUUCCACUUGCGCGACCGCUCUUCUUCUCUCUCGCCCACUCGCGUGCCGGCAUCACCGCCGAAGCCAAGGCCACUUACAGCGCAGUUCACUGGCGAUCGCUUCGAUCUCGACGCGUUCAGAAGCGCGCUGCCCGGCAGCACAGAUGCGAGUGACGCCGCCAGUGCCGCACGUCUUGGCAGGCGGGACUCGCGCUGCCGCAGCACAAGCCCGUACAAGAUGUCGGCAUCGAGGAGCGCCUCGAGUCAGGACGUGGCUGCGGAUGCAGCAGCUUCGGAGUCGCGUGCUCAGGCGCACGCGCCGCCUUCACACGCACCUGCGCAGCCCAAGGCGGCCAGCAGCUCUCCUUCCCGCCCCUCUACCGCGACGGAGGAGGAUGCUGUGCGCUGCGCACACUGCCGGGGAACACCUUGGGAUGCAGCAGCUGCUGGCGCGACCAGCGUGCAGAUGAUCAAGCUUCGCGGCGCCUUUCUGCACGCACACUGCUUCACGUGCGCCGUCUGCCGCGAGAGCAUCGAUGGGACAAGAACUUUCGUCAGCCUUGACGACUGUGACGACCCUGCAGUGCCUGGCGGCCCGAUUGGCGAUCUGGGCCGCUUCGCUCAUCCCGCGUGCGCCCCUGCGCCGCGACUUCAUCCGGUGCUGAGGGACUCUGAGUCUGCAUCGAUCAAGCCCCGCUCCGGUCCGACCUCUCAUGUCACGCAUCAGUCGGCACCCCGCCCAUCGCUCGGGCCCUCUCCGCAGCCCACUGCGCCGGCACAUGCGUUCGUGACUGCCCGUCGGACGUCGGCUUCGCCGCACGCAACUGCUGUUCCGGAGGCGCCCUCGACAGGGUCGCAGUCGAGCAGUAGGCACGCGCCGGUCGAGCCCCGCCGCUUCGUCCCCUCUGCCGGCGCUGCGCCGCCCACGCGCAGCACGCUCAACGUGCAGGCCUCUCGCUCGGCCCAUGCUGGCAUCUUCUCCACCUCUUCUGCGGCCAACGCUGCAGCUCCGCGGAGUGCCUCCUCUUACGCCCCGGCCGGUCGGCAACUCGGCGGGCAGGCGGCCUGCGCGGGUUGUGCACGCAUGCUGACGCGCUUGGAGGGCGUCCCGGGCCCGCGCGGCACCAGCUGGCACCGCGCGUGCCUGCGCUGUGGCGGCGAAAAGAAGGGCGGCGUCGCUGGCAAGUGCGGCAAGCAGCUAGACUCGGCGGCGAAGGUCGACGAGCGUGGACAGGUCCGGUGCAGCGCCUGUGCCGCGGAGAAGCGCUAGAUUGCCUCAGCACAGCCCGAGCCGCGCCGCCAGCCGAUCACCUCAAACAGCACAGCAUCCUCUCCGUCCCCUCCCUUUCGUGUACAUUCGCUCGCUACAUCCCCAACUUUCUCCUGACCGCUGCUUACAUUCGAAUCCCUC